GCACUAUAUUGGAUCACUCCAGUGUGGUAUUAUUUCGUGCGGCAGGAUACAGUCCGAGUAAGAUGCUUCAGUCCAAACACAUAAAAGACACCAACUGGCUGAAUUCCAAACACACACCUUCCCCCGUCAGCCCUCAAAUUAAGUGCACACUUAUGAUAACAUGAGGCAUGAUGAGUUGACACUUGCAGGGCAAGGUGCGCUGGCAGAGGGAAUUCAUUUUAAAUGGUCGACCUUGGCCUAAAGUUAGUCCCACGGAUGUUUUCAUUCAUCAUGGAACCACCGGUAGCUGUGUGUGCUUUCAUAUGCGCUCAGUCCAUUUUGAUUGUAUUUCAUGUCAUGGCUAGAUGACAAACCAUCCGCAGACAUCGAAUACUAGCCAUCCGACGAUAUCGGGCCCUGAAGUGAACAGAAUCUUACACUAUCACAAACGAGGACUGAGUUGCCAACUUCCCUUGCUUGGCUAAUUGUUAGGACCGGUGGAAAAGAUUGCACGAGGAUUCCCACAAGGGAGAAUUGUGCACCCAUUUGACCAUUGCUGAGAACCCAUCCCAGGAACCCCUUAUUGAGAUUCCACCAUGGAGGAUGUUCAGGUGGAGGAAGAUGUCCCAAAGGAGGGGGCAGAGGUGGAGAACCCAGAGCCAUUAUCUGCAGAGAGCUAUGCAGCAGAGUCCAUGGCUGCAGACAUGGACCCCUGGAUCAUAUUUGACUCUCGCAAAACGCCUGCAGCUGAGUUUGACGGCUGGCUGGAGACCAACAGGCCAUCCCAGGUGGGGCGCUUUGGGGACGAGGAGGGUGGUAAGGGACCUGUGGGGUGGAUUGCUGUGUUGGGCCCGGACCACUGCCCUGCCACAGGGGACAUCACUGGACUCCAGGCGAGCUGGGAGAGGCUGCUGACCAGCGGGAGAACCAUCACCUUCCAGACGGUGAAGGAACUGGCACUGAACCACGGGGUGCUCACCGGCAAGUGGCUGAUGCACCUGGACUCAGGCUUCAAGGUGGACCAUGCCUGGGAGUGUGUGGCCAGAGCAGCCCUGGAAGGGAAGAUCUUCCAGACCAAAGUGAGCCCGCGCGACCCCAAGUCUGACCGUAAGCACGUCAUCUGUUCCUAUAACAAGGACUUCACAGACGAGAACGAGGUGAUGAGGCUGGAUGCAGUCAUCCGGGCCACGGGGGUCAAGUGCUCGCUGUCCUUCAAGCCGGAUGUUUACACUUACCUGGGUAUUUAUCGCAACAACCGCUGGAAUCUCUGCCCCACAAUCUACGAGAGCAAGUACGACCUGGAGUGUGUGCCCCGACGUUCCCACAUCGUCAACAAAGUCACCAAUCUGGAGGUCACCUAGGAAAGGAGUGUGGGAGGAUAGUUUGCUAUUGCUAAACAAGCACUUAGCCUGACUCAUGGCAUGUGUCCAACACUAUGUUGUACAGUACUGUACUUCUGACUUGGGUUCAGUUAAUUCCCCGAAGUAUGGGGUUUAAUAUUUCUGAGUCCUUCCUAUACAUCUCAAAGCAGACUUGUUCAUCGUGCUGAAAUUAAUUUCAGAUAAUUUCUUGCCAUAGUUCAUUAGUGUGCUUCAAGAUUCAGAUUAUAUUGUUUACAUACAAGCAAAAAUGUUUUACUACUUCAACAAAAAUGUUGUAAAUCAAGUCUUUAAUCUACUUAUUUGGUAGUGCGGCUGCCAUCCACAACUCUGAAACUAGAGCUUGCCACUGGUCAUGCAGUGACUGAAUACAUGCAUGUUUUGUUGUGAUUCUGUACAUUUAACAUUUACAAAGAUGUCAAGGUAUCUGUAAUAAAAAUGUCUUACCACUUUCA
This is a messenger RNA of Oncorhynchus mykiss (rainbow trout), 1813 nucleotides long. RefSeq names its product UPF0696 protein C11orf68 homolog. NCBI's taxonomy places the organism in Eukaryota, Metazoa, Chordata, Actinopteri, Salmoniformes, Salmonidae. The record is from RefSeq and is a predicted model, not a curated record.